Pyricularia grisea is the source of this 853-nucleotide messenger RNA. RefSeq lists its product as uncharacterized. Gene Ontology annotation, biological process: endocytic recycling; late endosome to Golgi transport. The transcript has 2 exons. Gene Ontology annotation, cellular component: early endosome membrane; retromer complex. Lineage: Eukaryota; Fungi; Ascomycota; Sordariomycetes; Magnaporthales; Pyriculariaceae. The record is from RefSeq and is a predicted model, not a curated record. The coding region runs from base 61 to 564 and encodes 167 amino acids. Gene Ontology annotation, molecular function: phosphatidylinositol-3-phosphate binding.
AAAAAAAAAAAAAAAAAAAAAAAAAAAAAAAAAACAGUUCAAAAAAAAAACCCCCCAAAAAUGUCGACCACAUCCCCUCCCAAAUCCCCAACCUCGCCAACCCAGGCGGCGGCGGAUCGGCUGCACCGGCCGAUCCUGCAGUCGAUGCCCGACAACCGCACGCAGUCGUUUGACGAGAUCUACGGCCCGCCCGAGAACUUUCUCGAGAUCGAGGUGCGCAACCCGCGCACCCACGGCAUCGGCCGCCACAUGUAUACCGACUACGAGAUCGUCUGCCGGACCAACAUACCCGCCUUCAAGCUGCGCCAGAGCACCGUCCACCGCCGCUACUCGGACUUUGAGUACUUUCGCGACAUACUCGAGCGCGAGUCGGCCCGCGUCACCAUCCCGCCCCUGCCCGGCAAGGUCUUCACCAACCGCUUCAGCGACGACGUCAUCGAGGGCAGGAGGGCUGGGCUCGAGAAGUUUUUGAGGAUCGUCGUCGGCCACCCGUUGUUGCAGACCGGCAGUAAGGUCCUGGCUGCGUUUGUACAAGAUCCUAACUGGGAUCGCAACGCUUGGUGACUCGUUCGUUUUGCUCGGAGCUUCUCAUCGUCGUCCUCGACAUUAGGGGGUGCAGCCCCUCGCUCGGGAGGCAGGGAUAGCCAUCACCGCCCUCACAGCUCGUCUCAGCCGUCGCCUCCAAAACAACGAAGGCUGCGAAAACAGCCCCCGUGGGGGGAGACUCAGACGCUCAAAAGAAUUGUCGGCAGUGACCACGGACAGCGGUGAUGAUGAUGAGCGCUGAGACUUCUUCCCCUGAGUUCCAAGAGAUGGGUUGUUCCGGGCAAUGUUUUUUUUUUUUUUUUGUUGU